Anarrhichthys ocellatus (wolf-eel) is the source of this 1637-nucleotide messenger RNA. It is a transcript of the gene pabpn1l, whose product is annotated as PABPN1 like, cytoplasmic. Bases 215 to 1015 code for a protein of 266 amino acids. Gene Ontology annotation, molecular function: poly(A) binding. Gene Ontology annotation, cellular component: nucleus. The transcript has 6 exons. The record is from RefSeq and is a predicted model, not a curated record. Gene Ontology annotation, biological process: nuclear-transcribed mRNA catabolic process, deadenylation-dependent decay. NCBI's taxonomy places the organism in Eukaryota, Metazoa, Chordata, Actinopteri, Perciformes, Anarhichadidae.
UCGCCCAGCGUCUUUCUCACGUGCGCGCCACUGUCAAUCAAUCCAGCGCGUCAUGGGUCUCAUUCACAGGUGAUAUCUAUUAGCUAUUACCUCAUAUGCUGUCAGGUGUCGCGUCCACCGGCCAACCGUUUUCUUCCUGUGGGAGAUAUUUUGUGUUGCGGUGGUUUUGGCAAGCUGCAGUCCGCUUUGCAGAUGCCAUGUUUGAGCAGUGAGCAUGGCGGAAAAUCAUCUGGAGUACGGCUACCUGGAGGGCGAGUCCAUCGGGGAGCGUUUCGCCGAGGACCCGGAGCUGGCGGCCAUCAAGGCCAGAGUUCAGGAGAUGGAGAUGGAAGAGGAGUCGGAGAGACUGAGGGAAGAGGAGAGGUUUGAUGCGGUAGACAUGCAGCACCUGACCAGCAGCCCUCGGCUUGGUGAGACUGCACGACCGUUCUACAAUAUGACUCCUGAAGAGAGAAUAGACGCAGACAACAGAUCCGUCUAUGUGGGAAAUGUAGACUAUGGAGCUACUGCAGACGAGCUGGAGAUCCAUUUCAACGGCUGUGGUCCUGUCAACAGAGUUACCAUCCUGUGUGACAGGUUCUCCGGCCAUCCCAAGGGCUUUGCUUACAUUGAAUUCUCUGAUCGAGACUCUGUGCAGAGUGCUAUUGGUCUGCAUGAGACCUUGUUCAGAGGAAGAGUCCUUAAGGUAAUGCCCAAGAGGACCAAUAUGCCAGGUAUCAGCACCACAGACAGGGGAGGACACAGAGGUGGCCACACCAGAGGCCGAGGCCGUGGUUACCGUCCACCUCGAUACCAGAGCAGCUCUCGAGGUAGGUUCCGGUACCAGUCGAUCAGGCCACAACACCAAACCCCCCACCCUUACUACGGAGGCCCCUCAGUGGGGAAGAGACAGUGGGGACACAUGGACUACCAGGAACAGAUGCCGAAACGUUACCCGUGUCUUCUUCUCAUCACCCCACCGUCGGAGGAGUUGGGGGCGGGGGCGAGUGGACAGCACUACCCUCAACAGCGCUAGCACUACCCACAGCAUACAUAAAGUGGGCGAAUAGAACUGAUUAUUUUAAAGAAGUGUUUCCAGGCAUUUCUGAGUUCAGCAUCGUGUGAGAUGCCAGAAUGGACAGAAGAGAUGACUUCCUAAGUUGCUUCAAGAGAUGUGAAGGAUGAAGACUAAGGCCAAAGGUGUUGCAUUAUAAGCUUAUGUUGCUGUGAAUGCAUGGGGCAAUCCUCAAAUUGUUAUGCAGUUGCAUCUCUUACUGUUUUUACAAACUGAUGCGAAUGUAUUGUGUUGCUGCCUGCAAUGUCUUGUAUAAAUCCUUCCUAUGUAUAACUUACAAGUUCUUUGCUAUGUAAGUGAAUAAAUAAAAGACAAUGAUCCAUUGUGCAGCAACAAUUAAGCUUUAUUACUUGCACAUUUCAUUAGUCAAGGCAACGUGUAAACAAUAGGAUUAGGGGGGGGUUCUGUACAGUGGAGGCCCAGAAGAUGGGGUGGAAGAAAAGUCAGCCAGUUUGUACCAUCAUUCCAGAUACGAUGCCAUCGAAGGCCCUGGAGGAACAUUUGUCAACAAUUAAAACACUGCAAGAUUUGGAGAAUGUCAGUGAUACAAAUCCUUUUGAAUAUCAAGUAAAGCAUAAACUCA